Chara braunii is the source of this 1014-nucleotide messenger RNA. Lineage: Eukaryota; Viridiplantae; Streptophyta; Charophyceae; Charales; Characeae. The record is from the annotation of a GenBank genome assembly.
GGAAGUCUUGAGGAAUCUGGUCCUACACGGUGUCUCGAUUCGUAAUACCGCUCCCCAUAUGUCGCAAUCGAACGGACUAGUAGAAAAUGCCAACCGGGUGCUCAAGACGACGUUACGGCGUAAUAUCGCGGCUCAAGAUAUAAGGCCUUGGCCCGAUAUCUUGGACGUGCCGAUUCUGGACGUGGCCAAGUGGGCACAGUGGUGGCAUGCUUACGUGGCACUCAGCUUCUUCCUCGUCGAAGUAGUUUUUCAUUGGGUGGAACCUGCUGAUAGGAGCGAGGAGGACGAGAUCUCGGACGACGAGUCGGAGUCAUUGAUUGUCCAAGCCUGGAGAACGGACACGGAGGGUGAGCUUCUGGGAAUCCUGUUCGGGGAAGUACGGGACGACCACCUGGAUUUGAUCGAAGACGAAGUGCUGGUGUUCUUGACCCAACUACUGGACGACCUACCUUUGGACAUCCUCUCGCGCUGUGACAAAAGGCUCGGGACUGCCACACUCACCCGUACCUUGACCCCCCCUCUCCUGUGGCCUACGUGCACGGAGCUCGACGGGGAUCAUUGCUAUUAUCCCUCUGAAGGCGCUUACCUGAUCAUCGACGUCAUUGAUCUCUCCUUCUGGGAUCCUCUCAUCCGACGAGUGAUCGUAGGAGAAACCAACGAGGAAGCUGAAGAGGAGGAAGAGGAAGCAGCCGAGGAAGAGAUCGAGGAGGACAACCAUCUUCAGUACACGGAAGGAGGGGAAACGCCAAGAGAGGAAGAAUCGGAGGUUGAGUCGGAUGAUCCUGAUUAUGACGAAUCGGAGGACGCCAAAUCAGAAGAGGCCAACUCGGAACGGGACGAGACUGAGGAAGAAGAGGCCGGAUCGUGUGAGUCUAGCGGUUCCAACGAACUGAGCAGAGAAGAGAAAGAGGUCGUGGCAUAGAGGAAACGGGCAGUGAGAGAAGGCAAGUGGCCGAUCGAGGAAUCAGGAGGGCCACCGCGCAACUGCUACAGGGCGAUCAGAUGCUCAAUCCG